UCUCAAACGCUUUCAAUUCUCUCUCUCUCUUCUCUCUUCUCUCUUACCCACAACGGCAAAACUACAAUCUUGCGCUCUCUCUCUUCGAAUCAGUAGUGCCAUGAAAACAGUUGUCUAGGAAUUUUCGAGCUUUUCCUCACCACCGCUGCUGCUGGUUCCCUCACUGAAGGCUCCGAUCGGGUGCUGCCGACACUAGCUUUGGUGUUUCCACAGCCAUGGAAGAGAGAGUUUGCAUUUGUGCUUCUGUUUGGAUUUGGGUUUGAGUCUAGGUUUGUGUGCGUUUGGCAGAGAGAGGCCCACGACCUCUGCAACUACCACAGGUAACGAAUCACACACCGGAAAACGCCACCGAUCGUUCUCCUCCUCUUUUGUUGGUUCAGGUCUUGGUUGGGUGACAAAGAUUUGCUUCUGCAGCAGGGUUUUUGCCAGCAACAGGUUAAAAGUUGGAGGUUGAUUAUUAGCUACAUGGGUAAGAAAACACUUGGCAAGGAAGGCUAUAAAAGUAAGAAAGACAUGGGAAAUGAAGCUGAUAUAUCGGAGGUGAAUGGAAGUGAAAAUGAUGUGCUUAUGAGAGUGGAGGAGGGUAUCAAAAUUAGCAGUGAGGUUGAGAGGAGAAAUGAAGAGAGAAAAGAAAAGAAAAAGAAGCAUAAGAAGGAAAAGAGCAAAGAUGGAAUUGAGACUGCUUCGUAUGUGAAUGAAAUCCUUGAGGGCAACACAGUGGAUGAGCUAGUUAAGGGGCAGGAUAGCUUUAAGAAAAGAGAUGAUGAUGGAAAAAAGGAUGGGAAAGAAUCAAAUGAAAAGAAGGAGAAGAAGAAAAAGAAGCAUAAGGAGGAAAAGAACAAAGAUGGAAUUGUGACAGCUUCUUAUGUGAAUGAAAUCCUUGAGGAUAACAAAGUGGAUGAGCUAGUUAAGGGGCAGGAUAGCUUUGGGAAAAGAGACAAUGAUGAAAUGAAGUAUGGGAAAGAAGCAGGUGAAAAGAAGGAGAAAAAGAAAAAGAAAAAGAAGCAUAAGGAGGAAAAGAGCAAAGAUGGAAUUGAGACAGCUUCUUAUACUAAUGAAACCCUUGAGAAUAACAAAGUGGAUGAGCUAGUUAAGGGGCACAAUAGCUUUGGGGAAAGAGACGAUGAUGAAACCAAGGAUGGUAAAGUAGUAGACAAAAAGGGGAAGAAAAGGAAGAGGGACACAGAGGGUAGUGAUGUUUCUGUGAAGAACAACAUGGGAAAAGAAAGAGAGGUCUCAGAUAGGAAAAACACAGAAAAGGUUGAGCCUACAAAAAAGAAAGGAAGGAAAGAUAUUGAGACCAGUGAUCUUAACGAAAGUUCUCCACUGAAGAGAACACCUAGGAGAGUAAGUUUCUCAGAUAAUGUGGUGGUUUUUUCUUCAUCUGAUGCUCCAAUUGAAGGGAAUAGUGAUCAAGAUGACAGCUUAGUACGAGGUAAGAGGUUUUCACAAGAAGAAGAUGAGAUGGUUAAAAAGGCUGUUUUUGAUUACAUAGAGGAACACCAGUUAGGUGAUGAAGGCCUAAACAUGGUUCUUCAUUGUAAAUCUCACCGUAAGAUUAAAAAUUGUUGGAAGGAAAUAGGAGCAGCCUUACCUUGGAGGCCUACUGAGAGUGUAUAUUAUCGAGCCCAUAUUUUGUUUGAAAGAGGUGAGAAGCGUAAAUGGACUCAAGAAGAGUAUGAACUUAUCCGAUCUUUCCAUAAAAAACAUGGGUCAGAGUGGAAAUUGAUGGCUGAUGCGCUUGGCAAACAUAGGUUUCAUGUAAAGGAUACAUGGCGUAGAAUAAAAUUGCCCAAUACAAAAAAAGGGCGUUGGUCCCAAGAGGAGUAUCAGAACUUGUUUGAUUUAGUAAACUUGGAUCUGCGAAUGAAGGCCAGUGAAGAAAAGAAAUCUAAGCAUGGUAUGUUGCGAGAUAAUAUUGCUUGGGAAGCCAUUAGUGAUAAGUUAUCUACCAGAAGCAAUGUGCUUUGCUGCAUGAAGUGGUAUAACCAAUUAACAUCACCUAUGGUCAGUGAAGGUUUAUGGGCUGAUGCUGAUGACUACCGCCUGCUGGAUGCUCUUUACAGCUUGGAUGCUUGCUGCAUAGAAGAUGUGGACUGGGAUGAUUUGAUUGAGCAUAGGUCGGGAGAGGUAUGUCAAAAGCGAUGGGACCAGAUGGUCAAACACAUCGGUGAGCAUUCAAACAAGUCAUUUGCUGAACAAGUUGAAGUCCUUUCCAAACGGUAUCAUCCAGAUGUACUUGAAGCAAGAGAGGCCUAUGAUAGCAAGCCUGCGGUUUCUUGAGCACUAUCUCCCAAAGUGUUUUUUGAGUCUGCGAUACACAGGAACUCUUUAAGAGUAAUAUUUUGUAGAAGUGAUAUAAGUUAAACUAGGGGAGUAACUACAUAUGAGACAUUGUUUGGUUAUCGUAUCCUGUUUCUUUUUGGUUGAUUAUUUUAUCAUUUACUAUUGGUUGCUA
Quercus robur (English oak) is the source of this 2458-nucleotide messenger RNA. RefSeq lists its product as uncharacterized. Bases 466 to 2283 code for a protein of 605 amino acids. The record is from RefSeq and is a predicted model, not a curated record. The transcript has 2 exons. Lineage: Eukaryota; Viridiplantae; Streptophyta; Magnoliopsida; Fagales; Fagaceae.